AUGCACUUGAGCAGUGCAAACAUGGCUGCACUCUGGCUCGAUCUCUGGCAUGGCACCUUUGACUGUGCUACGAGUGACAAUCGAAGCACUUGGACCUGGGCUGUCCUCAAGGACAAUGCUACUUGGGAAGCCCAUGGUCGUGCUGUUGCUGCAUGUAAAAUUGGUCUACUGAUGUAUCUACCUGGUUUGUUUGACGUCGCACCUCAUGACCCAAGUCUGCACUUGAACUCCUGGUACAAGGCAACUGAAUACAUCACCUGGAUAUAUGGUUUAUGCCCAGCCCUACUUUACAACAUGUUACCCAAAAUCCCUUGGAGAAACUUCUGUAAAUUUGUUGCUGGACUUCACAUCAUGUCCCAAUACAGUAUCACCCCCAUGCAACUAUGGCUUGCCUGUCAACUCCUCAAUGAAUGGGAACCUGAGUUUGAACAGAUAUUUUAUCAGCAGCACAUUGACCACAUCCCAAUUAUCUGUCCAUGUGUCCACCUUACUUGCCAUCUUGCUUCUGAAGUGGCACAUGUUGGCUUGCCAAUUUAUUCCUCUCAGUGGACCAUGGAGAGGACAAUUGGCAAUCUUGGCCAAGAGAUUCAUCAGCCAUCUGAUCCUUUCUCCAACCUUGCACAACAGGGCAUCCGAUGCUGUCAAGUGAACACUUUGAAGGCCAUGAUCCCACAUCUUGACCCCCCCAAGAAUAAAAACCCACAUGCAUCCACUGAUCUUUGCAACAGCUUUGUCCUUCUUGCCAAACAUGACAGAAAACCAAUUAUACUUCGAGGAGAAGAGGCAAGAGUCAUUGCAGCAUAUCUCAGACUGCCCCAAACACCUAAGGUACAGCAUUGGGCAUGCCUUCAGUUGCCCAAUGGCCAGAUUGCCAGAAAUUUCUGUGGUUCAGUCAGUCGUUGCAAUGGUUCCCCACUGUCCUGUGGUACAUGGAGUCAUGGAGGAUAG
Pisolithus orientalis is the source of this 948-nucleotide messenger RNA. RefSeq lists its product as uncharacterized. The transcript has 2 exons. NCBI's taxonomy places the organism in Eukaryota, Fungi, Basidiomycota, Agaricomycetes, Boletales, Pisolithaceae. The coding region runs from base 1 to 948 and encodes 315 amino acids. The record is from RefSeq and is a predicted model, not a curated record.